This is a messenger RNA of Lepus europaeus (European hare), 4912 nucleotides long. It is a transcript of the gene BICRA, whose product is annotated as BRD4 interacting chromatin remodeling complex associated protein. Gene Ontology annotation, cellular component: SWI/SNF complex. Bases 279 to 4847 code for a protein of 1522 amino acids. Lineage: Eukaryota; Metazoa; Chordata; Mammalia; Lagomorpha; Leporidae. The transcript is spliced from 16 exons. The record is from RefSeq and is a predicted model, not a curated record. Gene Ontology annotation, biological process: positive regulation of DNA-templated transcription.
GCCCCGUCUGGGUCCUCCCUUUGCAGCCCGUGCGGGGCCGUCCCGGAGACCCCGCGCCGACGGCUGCUCAAACAUCAGGAUUCGGGAUGCCCAAGCGAUGAAACCCAGGCAACUGUUCUAAAAUCUGGGGCAAAAUAGCUGGAAUUUGGAGCACUGGUGUCAAGCAUUUGGGCUGGCCCCCAAAAGGACGCUCUCCAAGUCCCCUGCGGGGGGCCCCGCGUAGACCUGGAGCGGACACCCCCUCCUUCCCUUCAUGAUUCGUUUGUAGCACAGUGGCGAUGGAUGAUGAGGACGGGAGAUGCUUACUGGACGUGAUUUGUGACCCUCAGGCCCUCAACGACUUCUUGCAUGGAUCCGAGAAGCUUGAUAGUGAUGACCUCCUGGACAAUCCCGGGGAGGCCCAAAGUGCCUUCUAUGAAGGCCCGGGGCUCCACGUGCAAGAAGCCUCCGGUAACCACCUGAACCCGGAGCCCAGCCAGCCGGCCCCCAGCGUGGACCUGGACUUCCUGGAAGAUGACAUCCUGGGCUCGCCCGCCGCCGGGGGCGGGGCGGCGGGCGGCGGGGGCGCUGACCAGCCCUGCGACAUCCUCCAGCAGAGCCUCCAGGAGGCCAACAUCACGGAGCAGACGCUGGAGGCCGAGGCCGAGCUGGACCUGGGCCCCUUCCAGCUGCCCACGUUGCAGCCGGCGGACGGUGGGGCAGGCCCGGCGGGGGCCGCGGGCGCUGCCGCCGUGGCCGCGGGGCCCCAGGCCCUGUUCCCUGGCGGCGCAGACCUGCUGGGGCUGCAGGCCCCGCCCACCGUGCUGACGCACCAGGCCCUGGUGCCGCCCCAGGACGUGGUCAACAAGGCUCUGAGCGUCCAGCCCUUCCUGCAGCCCGUGGGCCUGGGCAACGUGACCCUGCAGCCCAUCCCGGGCCUCCAGGGCCUGCCCAACGGCAGCCCUGGGGGUGCCACGGCGGCCACGCUCGGCCUGGCGCCCAUCCAGGUGGUCGGCCAGCCGGUCAUGGCGCUCAACCCGCCCGCCUCUCAGCUCCUGGCCAAGCAGGUGCCUGUCAGCGGCUACCUGGCCUCGGCGGCCGGCCCCUCAGAGCCGGUGACCCUGGCCUCGGCCGGCGUCUCCCCACAGGGGGCCGGCCUGGUCAUCCAGAAGAGCCUCCCGGCCGCCGUGGCCACCACGCUCAACGGGAACUCCGUGUUUGCGGGCACGGGCGCCGCCACGGCCGUGGCCGGCGGGACACCCUCGGGACAGCCGCUGACGGUGGCCCCGGGCCUCGGCGCGGCGCCGCUGGUCCCGGCACCCAACGUCAUCCUGCACCGCACGCCCACGCCCAUCCAGCCCAAGCCGGCCGGGGUCCUGCCCCCCAAGCUCUACCAGCUGACGCCCAAGCCCUUCGCGCCAGCCGGCGCCACGCUCACCAUCCAGGGCGAGCCGGGCGCGCUGCCGCCGCAGCCCAAGGCGCCGCAGAACCUGACCUUCAUGGCGGCGGGCAAGGCCGGCCAGAACGUGGUGCUGUCCGGCUUCCCCGCGCCGGCCCUGCAGGCCAGCGUGUUCAAGCAACCGCCCGCCACCACGACCGGGGCGGCGCCGCCGCAGCCGCCGGGGGCGCUGAGCAAACCCAUGAGCGUGCACCUCCUGAACCAGGGCAGCAGCAUCGUUAUCCCCGCACAGCACAUGCUGCCCGGCCAGAACCAGUUCCUGCUGCCGGGCGCCCCCGCCGCCGUGCAGCUCCCGCAGCCGCUCUCCGCCCUGCCGGCCAACGUGGGCGGGCAGAUCCUGGCGGCGGCGGCCGCAGCGCCCCACGCGGGCGGACAGCUCAUCGCCAACCCCAUCCUCACCAACCAGAACCUGGCGGCUCCGCUGAGCCUGGGCCCCGUGCUGGCCCCGCCGUCGGGCGCGCACAGCGCCGCGCACAUCCUCUCGGCCGCACCCAUCCAGGUGGGGCAGCCUGCGCUCUUCCAGAUGCCCGUGUCGCUGGCGGCGGGCAGCCUGCCCACGCAGAGCCAGCCGGCGGCCGCGGGGCCCACCGCCACCACCGUCCUGCAGGGUGUCACCCUGCCCCCCAGCGCCGUGGCCAUGCUCAACGCCGCCGAUGGGCUGGUGCAGCCCGCCACACCUGCUGCCGCUGCCGCCGGGGAGGCCACCCCAGUCCUCACGGUGCAGCCCACGCCGCCAGCACCGCCCGCAGCCAGCACACCGCUGCCCCUGGGCCUCCAGCAGCCGCAGGUGCAGCAGUCCCCGCAGGCCACGGCCCCUCCGGCCACCGCCCCACCUCAGGCCAGCACCCCCCAGCCCAGCCCGGGCCUGGCGUCCAGCCCGGAGAAGAUGGUCCUCGGCCAGCCGCCACCUGCAGCCACCACAGCCAUCCUCACUCAGGACUCCGUGCAGAUGUUCCUGCCCCAGGAGAGGAGCCAGCAGCCUCUCUCCACAGAGGGCCCCCACCUCUCCGUGCCCGCCUCGGUCAUAGUCAGCGCCCCGCCUCCUGCCCAAGACCCAGCCCCGGCCACCCCCGUCGCCAAAGGAGCUGGCCUCGGCCCUCAGGCCCCCGACAGCCAGGCUUCCCCGGUGCCGGCCCCCCAGAUCCCGGCAGCCGCUCCACUGAAGGGCCCCGGCCCCUCCUCGUCCCCUUCGCUACCUCACCAGGCCCCCCUGGGGGACAGCCCCCACCUGCCCUCCCCGCACCCUGCCCGGCCCCCCUCCCGCCCGCCCUCCCGCCCCCACUCGCGCCCGCCCUCCCAGCCCCAGAGUCUGUCCCGCCCGCCCUCGGAGCCUGCCCUGCACCCCUGCCCGCCACCCCAGGCCCCACCCGCUCUGCCGGGCAUCUUCGUGAUCCAGAAUCAGCUGGGUGUCCCCCCGCCUGUCAGCACCCCAGCCCCCACCGCCCCAGGCCCCCAGCCACCCGAGGGGCCGCUGCCUGCCGCCUCCCACCUCCCUCCAGCCUCCACCUCCGCUGCUGCCGCCGCCGCCUCCUCCGAGGCGUCCACCAGGCUGCAGGCCCCCGCGCCAUCUGACUUCCAGCUUCAGUUCCCGCCCGGCCAGGGGCCCCACAAGUCCCCCACGCCCCCGCCGACCCUCCACCUGGUCCCCGAGCCCACGGUGCCCCCGCCGCCUCCGCGGACCUUCCAGAUGGUGGCCGCCCCCUUCCCGACCCUGCCCCAGCCGAAGGCCCUCCUGGAGAGAUUCCACCAGGUGCCGCCCGGGAUCCUGCUCCAGAACAAAGCGGGCGGGGCACCCGCCGCCCCACAGACCCUCACCAGCCCCACUGCCUCGGUGCUGGUCAGCAGCCAGGCCCCCUCCGGGACCCCUGCUGCCCCCAGCCACGCCCCUGCCCCAGCACCCAUGGCCACGACAGGCCUCCCUCUGCUUCCCGCCGAGAGCAAAGCUUUCGCCAGCAGCCUUCCGACCCUGGGCGUGGGCAAGGCUAACACUUCCGGGCUGCAGCUGAAGAAAGCCCCCGCCCUGCAGCCCAGCAAGGAGGCCUGUUUCCUGGAGCAUUUGCACAAACAUCAGGGCUCCGUCCUGCACCCCGACUGCAAGACCGCCUUCCCCUCCCUGCGGGACGCGCUGCAGCGCCUGCUGCCCUACCACGUCUACCAGGGCGCCCUCCCCUCCCCCAGCGACUACCACAAAGUGGACGAGGAGUUCGAGACGGUGUCCACACAGCUACUGAAACGCACCCAGGCCAUGCUCAACAAAUACCGGCUCCUGCUCCUCGAGGAGUCCCGGAGGGUGAGCCCCUCGGCUGAGAUGGUGAUGAUCGACCGGAUGUUCAUUCAGGAGGAGAAGACCACCCUUGCCUUGGAUAAACAGCUGGCCAAGGAGAAGCCCGACGAGUACGUGUCUUCCUCUCGCGCCCUCGGCCUGCCCGCGUCCGCCGCCUCCGACGGCCACCGGCUCCCAGGCCAUGGCUCCGCGGCAGCCUCCGCCGCCUCGGCCCAGCCGCCGCCACCACACCUGCCCACCAAGCUCGUGAUCCGGCACGGCGGGGCGGGCGGCUCCCCGUCGGUGACCUGGGCGCGGGCCUCCUCCACCGCCUCGUCCCUGGACGCCGACGAAGACGGCCCGAUGCCCUCCCGCAACCGCCCGCCCAUCAAGACCUACGAGGCGCGGAGCCGCAUCGGGCUCAAGCUCAAGAUCAAGCAGGAGGCGGGGCUCAGCAAGGUCGUGCACAACACGGCGCUGGACCCGGUGCACCAGCCGCCGCCGCCACCCGCCGCACCCCAGAGCGCCGAGCCCCCGCCGCGGCCGCCGCCGCCCCCACCGCCGCCGCCCCCGCCGCCGCCGCCGGCCCCCGGCCAGAUGAACGGCACGGUUGACCACCCGCCGCCGCCUGCAGCCCGCAAGCCGCCUGGGCCCGCGGCGCACGGGCCGCGCCUGCCGCUGCGCAAGAGCUACCGGGAGCACACGGCCGCCAGCCCCGCGCCGCCGCCCGCCAAGGUGGACGAGGCCACGAGCGGGCUCAUCCGCGAGCUGGCGGCCGUGGAGGACGAGCUGUACCAGCGGCUGCUCAAGGGCGCUGCGCCCGGCGAGCCCGUGGCCGCCCACGCCGGCGGCGCGGCGCAGGGCGGGGACCCCGGCUGGGAGGCGCCCGCGCCGCCGCCCAGCAAGCGGCGCAAGUCGGAGUCUCCGGACGUCGACCAGGCCAGCUUCUCCAGCGACAGUCCGCAGGAUGACGCGCUCACGGAGCACCUGCAGAGCGCCAUCGACAGCAUCCUGAACCUGCAGCAGGCGCCCGGCCGGCCGCCCGCGCCCGCGCCCGCCGCCUCGCCGCCGCCCCCGCACAGGCCCGAGGCCUACCCGCCCUCCAGCCACAACGGCGGCCUGGGCGCCAGGACGUUGAACAGAUAACAGCGGGCCGCCCGGGACCCGCCCAUCUCCCCCGCCUAAGUUAUUGCCUUCGUAAAGGCCGCCAA